Trypanosoma rangeli is the source of this 573-nucleotide messenger RNA. Its product is annotated as ADP-ribosylation factor family. The record is from RefSeq and is a predicted model, not a curated record. The coding region runs from base 1 to 573 and encodes 190 amino acids. Gene Ontology annotation, molecular function: GTPase activity; GTP binding. Gene Ontology annotation, biological process: protein transport. The transcript has a single exon. NCBI's taxonomy places the organism in Eukaryota, Euglenozoa, Kinetoplastea, Trypanosomatida, Trypanosomatidae.
AUGAGACUUUUAGCUUGGAUACUGAACUGGUUCCGGGGCCUCUUCUGGCAGUUGGAGAUGGAGGUCACGCUUGUCGGUCUCCAGGGGGCUGGCAAGACGACCUUCUUGGCAGCCAUCACGGAAGGAAAGGAGUCCGUGCAGCUGCACGACGCGAUUCCCACCAUAGGCCUCAACACCCGCAAAGUCACUCGCGGUAACGUCAGCAUCAAGGUCUGGGAUAUCGGCGGGCAGCCGCGCUUUCGAGGGAUGUGGGAACGAUACUGCCGUGGCGUGCAGAGUAUUGUGUUUAUUGUGGAUGCAGCGGACCUUUCAUCCUUUGAAGAGGCGAGGCAUAGUCUGCACGAUUUACUGGGCCGGCCCUCUCUUGCUGGAAUUCCACUUCUUAUUCUUGCCAACAAAAACGACUUGGAAGGGGCAUGCUCUGCAGAAACUGUCAUAUCGGAGUUGCAGUUGUCGAAGCUUGCAGUCGAUCGUGAGACGGCGUGUUAUAGCGUAAGUGCGAAGAGUUACACGAACAUUGACGUGACCCUCAAGUGGCUUAUGCGGUACUCAAAAUCUUUCUCGUCAACGUAA